UCUUUUCCUGCUUCUCCUCCUUCUCCCCCUCCUUCUCCUCCUCCUCCUGGCUCCCGGGCGGGAGGGGCGCGAUGACAGCCGACAGCGGGAGCACGCCGUGCCGUUGCAGCCCCAGCUCUGAGCUGGAGUUCGGGCUCUCCGGUUCGGUGACCGGUCCUGCCUCGUCGGCCAGGAGCGCCCGGGAGGUGUGGCGGAAGCCUUCUGAGACGCCGGCGACGGCCGUGACCAUGCCUGCCGUGUCGACCAAGAACGCGCGCAGGGUGUGGUGGAGGUCUCCCAAACUGCUCGCGACGGCCCUGACCAUGACGCUCGUCGUGGGCCUCGGGUCGUGGCGCUUCGCCAACGACGAGCAGGCGAGCCAGGACCAGUUCCGCGCGGCGGUCCAGGCCCUGGCCGUGACCUACGCCGAGGAGCUCGCCCGCCAGGUCCGGACCUCGAUCAGCUCGACGCACGCCAUCGCGGCCAUGCUGCAGGUGGACGACGCCAACUUCACGCAGAACGGCUUCGAGACGAUCGCGGCAAUGCUGAUCGAGACGUACGGGGGCAUCUCCAACUUGCAGCUCGCGCCCUUUGGCAAGGUCACCGCCAUCGUGCCCCUUGUCGACGCCACGCAGGACAACCGCGCAGUGCUGGGCCACAACCUCCUCGUGGACCCGGACCGGCGUCUCGGGGCCCUACAGACCAUCCAGAGCCGCCAGACCCUCGUGCUCGGUCCGCUCCAGCUGAAGCAGGGCGGCGCGGGGAUCAUUGUCCGACACCCCGUGUUCACGCGUUUUGCGCCCGAGUUCGUCCCCAGCGAGCCGUAUCUGGCGGGCGGCGAGGUGUACACCGUGGAUUGCUCGACCCCGGCGCUCCAGCGCGAGAACUGCUACUUCCCGGGCCCCGACGUGGAGGUCGCGGGCGUGCAGGAGCCGACCUAUUUCUUCGCCUUUGCCACGAUGAUCUCUUUCGUCCCAACACUGCUCGGCCCUGUCCAGCUCGGGCGCCUCGCUGACGGCGGGCACAACCUGGAGGGCACGACCCGCUUCGCUUACCAGCUCCAGAUGCGGGUGCCGCACCCGUCGCUGGAAGACGUGCAGGGCGUAUUCGCGCACUCGCCCGACCACCCCCCAGGCACGGUGCUACCGGACCCAGUCGAGGCGGCGGUGUCGUUGCCCGAGGUUGGGCUCGAGUGGUCUUUGCGUGUGGCGCCAGCGGAGGGCUGGCCGGGCAUCAGCGCUGAGUUCUGGACACAGCUGGCGUUGCUCGUGUUGCUGACCUGCAUCACCGGGUUUGUGCUUGGCGGCCUCAUCAUCGGGAAUGUGCGUGAGACGUUGAAGCGCGCAGUGGAGCUCGAGGUCUACCGCGACCAUAAGCUCCGCUCCCAGGUCGCGGCAGCGACGAGCGACAUCAUGCGGAGCCGGUUCCCAAUGUGCGUCAUGCAGGUGAGCGAGUUCAAGCGGGUCGGCCGGCUCUUGUCGCACGAGGAGGCCCGAGACCAGGGUUCGCUGGUCUUUCUCGAUACCUUUGCCGAGAUGCAGCGCCUCAAGCAGGAGGGCGAUGUCGCCUUCCUCAGCCACCAGUGGACGAGCUUCGUCAAUCCGGACCCGAGCGGGGAGCACUACGCGGCCAUGGUCUCCGCGCUCGACGCGUUGGCCGCCACGGGGUGGCCCUGCACUCACGUGUGGGUAGACUACCACUCGAUCCCGCAGGCCAACCGCGACCAGCAGCAGAACGCCAUCAACUCGCUCUCGCUCUACGUCGCCUGCAGCCGCAUCUUCGUUGCCGUUACGCCGACGUGCACGCACCAGGAGCUGGGGGAGACGUUGGACACGGCGAGCUACCGCCGCCGCGGCUGGUGCCGCGUCGAGCAGCUUAGCUUCUUGGCGACCAACACUCAGUCGGCGAACGCCUUCGUCUACGAUGUGUGCGGGCUGCGGCCGCUCUGGGCCUCGACGGAGGACCACGCCAUGUCUCUCGGCAUCUUUGAGGGCGACUUCACUUGCUGCCGCCGCAAGCACUGCAACGGCCUGCGGUGCGACAAGCAGCGGCUCGUAAACGUGAUGCUGGCCAUGUACUGGGAGCUCCUCCACGCCCAGGCCAACUCACCAGACGCAUCGGCCCUGGUUGCGCUGCUCGCCGACGAGCCGCGCUUCUUCCCGGCCAACGCGCAGCAGGUCCGGCUGGCGGCCGACGGGUCGGUCUGGGAGGCCGAGGUCGAGCUCUUUGGGAAUUUGCUGCCAGUGUUGCACGAGCUCUUCGAGCACCCCGAGCUCCUUCCUGACCGAAGCCCGGAGGCGACGGUGGGCGUCGAGACGGAACCCGUGAAGCCCAAGGUGUGGGGCGACUUGGAGACGGUGUGAGUGAGCUUUCUCCUCCUCCACCUCCUCCUCCUCCGUACUCCCCCUCUUGUGCUCGCACCCUUUCCUCUUCGCGCACUUAGGCCCAGGCCCGACAGGGGCGACGGCGGCUCCACCUCAACCCCAGACCUCAGACCUCGUAAAUUUGUCAUACCGCGACGUCUCGAUGCCAUGCAUCGCAUCGCAUUUUUGUUUUGACGAUGCCAAUAUCAUCUGCCUUUCAGAUCACGGCAGACGGCGCGACUUCUGCUCAGCAGCAGCAUGGGGUUCGUCGGCGUGGGUUUCCGGUCGCCUGCUAAAGGUUGCACCCGGAACCAGACUUUGCAGGGGUGGGAGGGGCGUCCUGCUGUGGUCGGCGCGCGUGCUCCCCAUCGAGUGGUAGUGAGGUGAAUGGUGGCGACUGUCGAGUGCAUGCUGCGGAGGGGGUGGCGGUAGAGACUGAG
This is a messenger RNA of Prorocentrum cordatum, 2782 nucleotides long. The record is from the annotation of a GenBank genome assembly. Lineage: Eukaryota; Dinophyceae; Prorocentrales; Prorocentraceae.